GGACAAACAGGGUCAACCUGAGAAGAGUUCAGCAAAUAUUUGUGAGCGGGGAGAGGUGAAUCCCUGCCUUGAGGCCUCAACGCCCAUUUCACCCUCAUCUUCAGUCUCCUCCCAUGCGCGCACAUCAGGCACCAGCUGUUGCUCAAGGCAUGCCUCUGUUGCUGCUCCUGGCUUCCUUGUGCCUGUCUUCCGCUCCCGGAGUCCCUGCCAUCUACCAGAGGCCGAGUGGGACUCAGCCAGCAACUCCUGCUCCCUUGCAGUACUUGCUGGAGCCCACAAACAAGAUAGUGCAGGCCCGGCGGGGAGCCUCGGUCACCCUGCCUUGCAUCCUGUGGGUCGUGCCCCAAAACUACAAGAUCAGAUGGAGCAAGGUGGAGCCAACGGAGUACCUGGAAGUUGCCAUCUUGAUCAGCAAUGGGGUCCAUCACAAAACCUAUGGCCCACUGGGCAGCCGGGCUCACCUGAAACGCAGCCACCGAUAUGAUGCAUCACUGACCAUCUCCAACCUGACCUUGGACGAUGAGGGCCGCUAUCGCUGCCAGCUUGUCAAUGGCCUGGAGGACGAAAGCGUCUCUCUUGUCUUGCAGCUAGAAGGGGUCGUCUUCCCCUACCAAACCAGCCAGGGGCGCUAUCAGUUCAACUACUUCGAGGCCAAGAAGGCUUGCCAACAACAAGAUGCCCGGCUGGCCACCUACCAGCAGCUUUACCAAGCGUGGACAGAAGGGCUGGACUGGUGCAAUGCCGGCUGGGUCAUGGAGGGGAGUGUGCACUACCCCAUCCGCAACUCCCGCAAGCCCUGUGGAGGCCUUCUUCUUCGGCCCGGAGUACGAACCUAUGGCCCCAAGGACAAGCUGAAAGAUCGCUUUGAUGCCUUCUGCUUCACUUCAAGCGUGCAAGGCCGUGUCUAUUUCAUCAGGGGCCACUUUAACUUCAAAGAGGGCACGCAAGCCUGCCGCAACGACGGAGCUACCGUGGCCAAGGUUGGGCAGCUCUAUGCGGCCUGGAGAUUCUCCCAGCUAGACCGUUGCAACGGAGGCUGGCUGGAAGAUGGCAGUGUGCGCUUCCCCAUCACUGCUCCCCGCCCACACUGUGGGGGGCUCCCCGACCCGGGCGUCCGCAGCUUCGGUUUCCCCAGCAAACUCCGGAAGAAGUACGGCGUCUACUGUUUCUCUGUGAAGUAGCAGGGGCAAAGGCCCCAGGCAGAGGCAGCCAAGGCUGAAGGCAACGACCUGACCCAAGGAGGCCAACAGAUGCCGUCCUUCUCUGGUCAAAAUUCAUCUGGACCCCUUGAUGGGGACUUUCCUCCAUCCCUUCCUGGAACCAGAGUUGGUCUUGAUGGUCCAGGCUAUGGUGGCUUUGA
Ahaetulla prasina is the source of this 1360-nucleotide messenger RNA. RefSeq names its product hyaluronan and proteoglycan link protein 2 (gene HAPLN2). The record is from RefSeq and is a predicted model, not a curated record. Gene Ontology annotation, biological process: cell adhesion. The transcript has 6 exons. Gene Ontology annotation, molecular function: hyaluronic acid binding. Bases 114 to 1181 code for a protein of 355 amino acids. Lineage: Eukaryota; Metazoa; Chordata; Lepidosauria; Squamata; Colubridae.